Hevea brasiliensis (rubber tree) is the source of this 960-nucleotide messenger RNA. Its product is annotated as NDR1/HIN1-like protein 1. Lineage: Eukaryota; Viridiplantae; Streptophyta; Magnoliopsida; Malpighiales; Euphorbiaceae. The coding region runs from base 218 to 847 and encodes 209 amino acids. Gene Ontology annotation, biological process: defense response to other organism. The transcript has a single exon. The record is from RefSeq and is a predicted model, not a curated record.
UUGCAAUUAAAUGCAUAAUGUAAAUUCACCCACUACGCGUCCACCACACGUCAUAGGUCCACACUCUCACACAAAAGCAAAGGGCUCCACCCUCCACCCAUCUCCUCUAUAUACCAAAGCCUCGCUCCCUUAACUCUCUACGUUUCCUCCCUCACCUGUUCUCUUUUCAUUUCCGCACCACCGCCACUAUCACUAUCAUCUUCUACCGACCUCUGCCAUGUCCGCCAAAGACUGCGGCAACCACGGCCACAAGCGCCGGAAAAUCUUCCGCCGGAUCUUCGCCGGCAUCCUCAUCUUCCUCUUCCUUGUUCUCGUCACCAUCCUCAUAAUCUGGGCCAUCCUCCGCCCUAGCAAGCCUAAGUUCGUUCUCCAAGACGUCACUGUUUACGCCUUCAACGCCUCCAUACCUAACUACCUCACCUCCAACUUCCAAGUCACCUUCUCCUCUCGCAACCCAAAUGACAAAAUUGGUAUCUACUACGACAAGCUCGACGUUUACGCCAACUACCGGAACCAGCAGAUCACUCUCCGUUCAUCAAUCCCACCCACCUACCAAGGCCACAAGGAAAUCAACGUCUGGUCACCCAACAUCUAUGGCACGGCAAUCCCCGUCGCGCCGUACAACGCUUUAGCUCUGAAUCAGGAUGAGUCCACCGGAGCAGUGUUGCUGAUGAUCAAGAUGAAUGGACGGGUGAGAUUCAAAGUUGGAACGUUCAUCUCUGGGAAGUACCAUUUGUACGUCAGAUGUCCUGCUUAUAUACAGUUUGGGAGUAAGACUGCCGGGAUUAUUGUCGGUGAAAAUUCGGUGAAGUACUCGCUGCUUGUAAGCUGCAGUGUAAGUCUUUGAAGAUAGAGAGAGAGAGAGGAAAAUGAUGAAGAAAGAAGAUAACUUGACUUGUAACGCCGUUAAGUUUUUUUAUUUCCUUAAAAUUUAUUUAAAUACCUAUAUUUUUCCCUUUU